CACAACACCCCCCCACACCCAAUUCAGCCACACCACCCCCCCCCACACACACACAAACGCACAACAAACUCGCAUCCCACAGAGCCCAGCCCACUGCUGUGAGGAUUGACGCAGCUGCCACGCUGCGCAAGUGCCACCCCAUCCCUGCCCCCCAGCAGCUGUGAUCGGUCCCCGUGAGCUUCGUGGGCGUGUGGCAUGGGUGCCGUGCCGGGCUCCCUGCUCGGGGACUACUGGCCCCUGCUCAGGUUCCUCGUGCCCCUGGCCGUCACCAACGUGGCCACGGACCUUGGAGAGCAGGCUUUGAAUCGUGGCAUCGCGGCGGUGAACCGCAGCUCGGUAGAGAUGCUGGCCAGCUAUGGGCUUGCUUACUCUCUCAUGAAAUUCUUCACGGGGCCCAUGAGCGACUUCAAGAACGUGGGGCUGGUGUUUGUGAACAGCCGGCGGGACCGUGCCAAGGCACUGGGCUGCAUGGCCACGGCGGGCGUGGUGGCCGCCCUCUUCCACAUGCUCAUCGCCUAUACGGAUAUGGGCUACUACAUCAUCAACCGCCUACACCAUGUGGAUGGGGUGGUGGGCACGAAAACAAGACAGGCUUUUCUGUACCUCGCCGCCUUCCCGCUCAUCGAUGCACUGGCAUGGACGCAUGCAGGAAUCCUGCUCAAGCACAAACACAGCCUGAUCGUGGGCUGCGCUUCCCUCUCUGACGUCUGUGCCCAGGUGGUGUUCGUGGCUGUGUUCCUGCAGAGUCGGCUCGAGUGUGCUGAGCCUAUGCUAAUCCCAGUGCUGGCACUCUACAUGGGCUCACUCGUCAGGUUCACUACGCUGUGCCUGGCGUACUACACCAAGGUGCACCACCUCCUCCCGCAGCGGGCCGGCGCGGACACGGGUGAGGCAACCGUGCGCAAGAUGCUCAGUUUCUGGUGGCCACUGGCGCUCAUACUGGCCACUCAGCGCAUCAGCCGGCCAAUAGUCAACCUGUUUGUCUCUCGGGACCUGGGGGGCACGCAUGCUGCCACGGAGGCGGUGGCGGUGCUUACUGCCACAUAUCCCGUGGGCCACAUGCCAUACGGCUGGCUCACCGAGCUGCGUGCCCUCUACCCCGCCUUCCACAAGAGCAACCCAAGUAACAAGUCAACAUUGACAAGUUGUAACGUCAACCCAGCCAAAAUAAAAAACUUCACGCUUGUCUGCCUAGCGAUCUCUUUCACGCUGUGCAUGGUGCUCUUCUGGAGCCCGGGUCUCCCCGAUGGGAUCCUGGUCACCUUCAUUGGGGUAGACGACGCCUUCGCCAACAGCUGCAUCAUUCCUCUCAGGAUAUUCUCCUUUUUUCCGUUCCCAGUGACGGUGAGGGCGCACCUCACGGGCUGGCUCAUGACUCUGAAGCAGACGCGGGUGCUGGCACCCAGCUCCAUCCUACGCAUGAUCCUCCUCAUCACAAGCCUCCUGGUGCUGCCCUACCUCGGGGUGCACGGAGCCCCGUUAGGUGUGGGUUCCCUCCUCGCUGGUUUCCUCGGGGAGGCUGCCAUGGUGGCUCUCGCUUCGUGCUACGUCUUCAGGAAAGAGAGACAUGAAGCACUGAUAGAUGGAGAGAGCAUGGGCGACGGCGAAGGCGAUGCAAUAUCUGAGACCGUGGUCAUGACGGACGAGUCCGAAACGAGUGAGGACGACUACCUGUAGCCCCGGUCUUGCUGACACUGGGAAAUCACCUGAUGGGCCGGUCCAUAGUCACUCCUCUGCUCUUACCCCCAGUGCCAGUGCCCGCUACCCUCCGUCACCUGACCCCCAUCCCCCGAGAUUUCCGCUGUAGCAUAAAGGUCAUGGCGCAUGCCACACAACUACUACAGAGAGACUGCUCUAUGUGCUGCUGGACCUUGUGUGUGCUUUGUAAAACUCUUUCGGAGACACAACCAAGACCUGACAGUGAAAAUUACGUUAUUUAUUGGAGUUACAUUCAAGUAUUUUCCAUGGACCAGAAAUACACAGUUUAAAUACUAGCAGUCAUUGAACUAUUAUAGAUUUAUGUUGAACUCAUGCAAUGGCUCCAGAGAUAAUUGUCAAAUAUGUUAACGUGUUGAAUACAUUUGGUUGCUUUGAUCUGAGAUUGGCCGAUUACAACAAAUGUAGACUGUCAAUUGUGGGAAUGAAGGUUGUGAGAAUGAAAGUACUUUUGCAGAGGACCAUGACAAAUUGAAGCAGACAAAUUGGACAUCAAAAAUGUAGAACCAUAUUUAAAUUGUCUGCUGGUGCAAUUCCCCGUGCCAUGGAGUUGAAUUGAUUUAUUUCACCAUCGGUUUAAAGCCGUCAUAUUGAGGAACAUGACAACGGAAACUACACAGUACUUGGUAGGGGUGGGAAGAGGGCACAUCUUUCAGAUUCAUAGGUAUCUAAGCGACAGCGUCCCCAAAAUGCAUCUGAAGAAAGAAUUUAACUUUUGUUGGAUAAAGAGGAUUUAAAGAGCUCCCGAUGCUCUCUAACCACGUGAAAAGUCUACGUGACCAUACUUGCCAACCCUACCGCUUUAAGUGGCAGGCUGCCAAUGUGUUUUACCAUUGCUGCAAACCAAUUUUCAAAACUAAUCAUUUGAAAGCUUUAUAUAUAACAAAAACCUGUAUUUUUGGACGUUUUUUGCUUUGGAAAUCGGUAUGCGCUAAAACCGUUUAAAAUUCGUCAGCCUACCAUGUACAUGGGUACGCGAGUUUGCAUUCCACAUGCAACAUUCCAUAGGCGUAGUUUACAGCUUCACACCAUUGCAUAUGUAGGCGGAGAGCUUCCCGUGUAGCUAUGCAAUUUGCUUGUGUGUGGAAGGGGCCUUCCAUUUUGCCCGAGUGCCAUGGAGAGGAUUUUGCAGCAAAUGAGAGAUUAAUGAAUGCUUUGCAGUUUUUUCUGUUUUCAGAACAAAGGCGCUGAUUGACAGUUAAGGUCACAGUGCUGCAUUACAUAAGCAUGGCCACCGAAACGUUUUUCAGGCCAAAUACAAUUGAUUUCUGAGGCCCAGGGCAAAUUCCCCACAUACUCCCAACCCCCCCUAGCCUACCCCUCUCUCUACAAGCAUGGUUAUAGGGUGACAUGUUCAGGUUUGUAAGAGUGUUGGGUAAUCCUCGAUUUUGUCCGGUCGCCACCUGCAUGUGAAAUUUGCAGAAAGUGAUAGGUAUUUAAGUUUAUUUGCUUGUCACCAUGUCCAGAAACAAAUAUUUGCUUUUGGAGUGAUGCAGUUCAAAAGUUAAACCAAAAUGUCUCCCCAAACACCAGUUUCAGCUUGGGAACAAGCAGUUAUUUGCUUUUUUCUACAUCACCCACCUUUGUUUCGUCUUCUAUCUAUGCUGAAGUUCUCUUUGCCCAUCAGGAUGGUUUUACAUGGCACUUGUUUCCAUGUAUUUAAUUAAUACACAAUAGCUUAUAUCUGCAUUCAGUUAUAAUCUUUUAGCCAAAAUGUGCGGUGGCUUUUUCAUCAGUAUUUUAAUUACAAUAUAGGCCAUGUGCAGAUGUUACUUUUAUGCAAUAUUUUGCUACUGCUUGAGUCAUGCAGUAACUUUGUUGUCGUUGGUGUGGGAGUGAGCUCUUAGCUUUACUGCUAUUGCUGUGUAUCCAUCUGGGAUAGUUUUUUGGGAGAAGAAAUCAUUUGUGUAUGAAUGGCUCUAUCCCAGUUGAAUUGGCACUCAAAAUGGCACAAAUGCCCUAUAUGAAACUGGCCCUGCACAUUGUCUAGCAACUGAACUCAGCUCACUCCAUAUGUGCAUUUUCACUCGGUUCUUAAGUUUAUCAGUAUUUUUUAAAGUAUAAUGUCCAUGCGCCCUUUUUUGUUUUAAAUCCAGAAAAAUUAUGAAUUUAAUGAAAAAAUAAGAAAUAUAGUUUAAAAUCACUCAAGCCAACAGCAAAAAAGGUCAUGGAGAGUGUGUGUGUGUGCUUGUUGCUGGAGUGGUUACUGUAUAUUAAAAUGUAAAAUACUAAAUAAUACAGAAUGUAAUCUAAAGUUGAAUGCACAUGAAUGCAGCACCGAGAAACGGUUCACUUGUGUUGAGAAAGUUUGUUUUAGGUCUACAAUCGGUUGUUUGAUGGUAAUGAGAAGGAAAUGAAAAUGGGAUUCGUUGUUUUCAACAUUGUUGCACUUUAAUUAAAUGUAUUUGCUUUGCACAGUAUAAAGCCUCCACAUCAAACUGUCACCUAAGGUUCUCAAUUGCACAAGAGCUAAAUCUCGAGAAACUUAUAUGUGAUUGGGGUGUAGCUUAUGGCUUUGAAUGCAGUUUUGAGAUGGGGAUUUAACAGAAAUUCUAACCAGAUUUUAGUUCACAACAACGAGCAUCACCAUUAUCAGGGCCAGAUUUAUUUUUAGGGAGGCCUGAAGCUGUUGCAGCUUCGGAUAAAUUCAAUGUAUUCUCCUUACUCUUUUAUCACCAGCCAUGCUUUUGAUGUCAAACACUCAAUUGUUAUUACCUUGGUUAUUUUAGUAUUUUUACAUUUGAUAUGCGAAUUGUGUGGCCGCAUAAAAAAAAUACUAUUGUAUUUCAGAACAUACUGUAACUGGUUUGGAAUACACGUCGUGAUCCUGUGGAAUUAAUUACUUAUUUACCUGUCAGGUUAUGUCAUGGAGAUAGUAUUAUCUUCUUGGUUCUUUCGGUAAAGUCACGUAGAAGGGAAAUAAUAAAAUAAAAUGACGCUCAUUCGGACGCUGUCUUUCUGACAGCCCUGUUCUUCACCUGAGGAUGGCUGCUUGCGUUGUGGCUGAAACGUCGUGAGAAUUGUAUUUUGUUUUAUUUUUAUUAUUUUAUUAUUUCCCUUCUACGUGACUUUACCGAAAGAACCAAGAAGAUGAAUCCCUGCAGUCACGAAAGCAUUAAAUCGAUAGUAUUAUUUCAGACAUUGUAAAGAAGUACAGAUUUUGGGAGCCUUUCAGAAUCCAGGCCCUGGGAUGCAUCCCUUAAAGCCCCUCUGAUAAUGCGGCCCAAACCAUCAGCAUUUGACAAGUAGGACGAUGUGUAUUUUUUUGGGGUAGAACAUGCUCAAGAAGAGCCAUCUGUUGAGCAAGUUGGCACGGUCGUUGAGCGCACAAGGCCAAUCGCAUUUUUUGUUCCCACAGUAAUAUCCAUCGAUUAUAUUUAAACAUGUCUAUUACAUCUUGGGCUUCAUGCGUUUAGGCUUUUGUAUGCCUGAUGUUUGAUGCGGAGACAAGUGCAUCUCUGGUAUUUGUGCUUGAAAAAAAAAUCUAGAAGUGCACUACAUUGUUUUAAUCUUAUUGUUCGCAUUAUUUUAAUGUAAUACUGAUGCCUUUGUUACAGUACUGUACAUAAGAACAAAUGUAAUAUGUUCUCCUUGCGGGUAAUUUAUUCGGUGUUAUUUAUACAAAUAUAACUGAUGGACCGAUAACCGAUACGUUAUUGACGUGAUUUGCAUUUCGAGUAAAUUAAAAAAGCUGACGUGUG
Messenger RNA from Lethenteron reissneri (Far Eastern brook lamprey), 5417 nucleotides. RefSeq names its product ANKH inorganic pyrophosphate transport regulator (gene ANKH). Lineage: Eukaryota; Metazoa; Chordata; Hyperoartia; Petromyzontiformes; Petromyzontidae. Gene Ontology annotation, molecular function: phosphate transmembrane transporter activity. Gene Ontology annotation, biological process: phosphate ion transmembrane transport. Gene Ontology annotation, cellular component: plasma membrane. The record is from RefSeq and is a predicted model, not a curated record.